UUUUUCGUUCACUAAUCGGGAAUAAUUUGGAAGCUCUUAACGAAGCAAGUAAAGUAGCCAGAACAUUGCAAGGAUCCGGACUAGUAGAUGGAUGGAAUCAAGUGAUAGGACGAGUUUUCACUAUAGAGCAGGUCAGAGCAGCUAUUACAAGAAGUUUAUCUGGUGUGUCCGUGAACGCAGUGAGAAGGGCGGUCUUUAAAGCAGCACAAGGUGCUAUGCUACAAGGCGCAGCUGCCGCAGAAGUGGCUGAAAGCGCACUAGCAGUAGGACUUACAACUGAAGAAGGAGCAGCGUUAUCUGUA
Molecule: messenger RNA, 302 nt
Organism: Racocetra fulgida
Lineage: Eukaryota; Fungi; Glomeromycota; Glomeromycetes; Diversisporales; Gigasporaceae
Source: the annotation of a GenBank genome assembly